Dufourea novaeangliae is the source of this 1750-nucleotide messenger RNA. RefSeq names its product protein I'm not dead yet-like. Gene Ontology annotation, molecular function: succinate transmembrane transporter activity; citrate transmembrane transporter activity. The transcript is spliced from 7 exons. Gene Ontology annotation, biological process: monoatomic anion transmembrane transport; citrate transport. The record is from RefSeq and is a predicted model, not a curated record. NCBI's taxonomy places the organism in Eukaryota, Metazoa, Arthropoda, Insecta, Hymenoptera, Halictidae. The coding region runs from base 1 to 1740 and encodes 579 amino acids. Gene Ontology annotation, cellular component: membrane.
AUGAACGCCAGAGGAGCAGAUCAAAACGAGGAAACGUCGGACAAUAAACUGGUGUUAACAUGGCGAUUUUUAAAAAUUUAUUGGAAAAUAGUAUUUGCCGUGUCCUGGGCAGCUCUCUUGGCACCAUUCAUUUUUAUUUAUAACAUACCGGAAGUUCGAUGCGCGUACACCGUAUUACUGAUGGCUGGAUAUUGGAUCCUCGAAUGUUUUCCUACGGCAGUCACGGCUCUUCUCCCGGUGGUGUUGUACCCAAUGUUAGGUGUAUUAAGCACGGCAGAAACUUGCAGCUGUUACAUGAACGACACUAUAAUGGUUUUCAUCGGAGGCUUGAUUCUCGCUGUGGCCGUCGAACAUAGCAAUCUACACCUGAGAAUCGCUCUCGGCGUAAUGAAAACAGUCGGCUGCAGUCAUGGGAAACUGCUCGGCGGUCUUUGCGUCGUCACCACGUUCAUAUCCAUGUGGGUCUCGAAUACCGCUGCUACCGCCAUGAUGGUACCAAUCAUAUUUGCGGUACUCAACGAACUGGAACAGGUUUCGAACAGAUCUUUUAAUGGAUCACAAAAACUUUUCUACGUCUAUUCGUCGUGUUACUUUUUCUUCUCUUCUCUUUACCAUCCGGAACAGCAGCCAACGAACGUGACAACGGGCUAUUUAUUGGCUGCGGCGUACUGUUCUACUUUUGGCGGGACGGGAACACUCGUGGGCACAGGCACCAACCUUACUUUCAAGGGGAUAUUCGAAAACACAUUUCCCGGUGCUGAGGGCAUUAACUUCUCGCAGUGGAUGGUCGCCAAUAUGCCUCAAAUGGCGAUAAAUUCUUUCUUGACUUGGAUUUAUCUUCGCAUAGCAUACAUGGGAUAUCUUCGACCGAACAGCAAGGACGCACAAUUAGCGACCAUCGGCGAAGAAGGUGAAGCAAUUUCGAAUCGAGUUAUACAAGAAAGAUACAAGGAAUUGGGCAGUAUUACGUUUCACGAGUUGUCUGUUGCCGGCCUUUUUGCAUUAUGCGUCAUGCUUUGGAUAUUCCGAAAGCCCGGCUUUGUCCGUGGGUGGUCCGAGGCAAUAACGAAUAUAACCAUCCAGGAUUCGACUCCUGUUAUACUGGUUUCCAUCCUGAUGUUCUUCAUUCCAAAAGAUCCCAGUUUCAUUUAUAAUUACAGCAGUGACCAUGCGAAAAGGCCAACAAACUCUUCGGAAGGUUUGAUCACAUGGGACGUGAUACAAAGAAAAAUGCCUUGGAGUCUGAUGUUUCUUCUAGGUGGUGGAUUUGCGAUAUCCAAAGGUAGCAUUGCUUCAUGUUUAGCGAAAAGAAUCGGAAACUCUCUCGUACCGUUGCGAUACUUGCCACCUCAGCUGAUCCUCUUGUUUGUAUCUCUAUUUAUUGGUACCAUUACGGAAUUCACUUCGAACGUCGGUAUCGCAAAUAUUACUCUACCGAUUGUAGCUCAAAUGUGUGUUGCAAUGAAGAUACACCCAAUGUAUCUGAUGGUACCGGCAACAAUAAUGUGUUCCUAUUCCUUUCGAUUGCCAGUCGGUACACCACCGAACGCAAUUGUAUCAAUCGUUGGUCGGAUACCGACCAAGUCGAUGAUGAUAGGAGGUUGCGGCCCUGCUAUUUUUUCAUUAUUUGUUCAAAGUAUUUGUUUCAUUACUUGGGGUAACUGGGUUUACUCUAUUGGAGAUUUUCCAGAGUGGGCUUCUGAAGCUCAUGAUUCCGGCGCAAAUUCUACAUGCGAUUGAAUAAAAAAAA